Gasterosteus aculeatus aculeatus (three-spined stickleback) is the source of this 5921-nucleotide messenger RNA. Its product is annotated as arf-GAP with GTPase, ANK repeat and PH domain-containing protein 1. Gene Ontology annotation, biological process: negative regulation of neuron apoptotic process; activation of GTPase activity. The record is from RefSeq and is a predicted model, not a curated record. NCBI's taxonomy places the organism in Eukaryota, Metazoa, Chordata, Actinopteri, Perciformes, Gasterosteidae. Gene Ontology annotation, molecular function: protein binding; GTPase activator activity; GTP binding. Gene Ontology annotation, cellular component: nucleus.
AGGGAGCAGGAGCUGCCCAUAAAUUGCUCUGGAGAAGGAGAGGGGAGAGACGGAGCUAGAGACGCAGCAGAUGCAUUGUCAGGAGCCGAGCUGAGGGUUUUUCCUCUCUCCCUCCCGCGUUUCUUUUGUUGCGUCGGUAUAAAAAUUGGACGCAGGUUGGCAAAGACGACCACCUGCAAGUCUCUCAUCCACGGCCAGGUUGCUGGAGCUCGAUCCAGUGUGUAGCUGGCUGUGCGGCAGGCUAACGGCGGGCUAGCAGGGGGAGAGGAGGGGGGCUGCAAGGCUCUGUGGCAGCGAGAAGAAGAGAAAAAAAGGAGGAGGGGCUGUGGUGGGCUUCCUCUCCCUCACAGACACAUUUUAUUGACUUGCUAAUUGGAUGGGGCACUCGGAGGAGAGGAUGCGGUGACCGAGAGUAGCUGCUCUCCAGAGGAGGGAUACAGGACCAGGGAAGUGUUACUUGGGAUGCGUGAAUCUGGCUGCUUCAUCUCUUCUUCUUUUUUCAUUCUGGAGACAUAACAACAGAUGUUUUUCAGCAUCUCCCAGUGACCCUCACACCGUGCAUGAAUCAUUUUAUGCAUGACAUUGUCGAAUGGAGGCGCCGGCUGCCCGACGCUCCAUGACCAGUGAAUGAUUUAAUUUUGAUGUUUUUUGCACCCUGUUCCUGCUUUUUUUUUUUGUUCAAGGACUGAUCGGAUUUGGCUCUUUUUUUGUCAGCGUCGUUUGAUACGAGUGGUAAUCUAAUGGCAAGAUAAUUUUUUCAUCAAAUCGAAAGGUACAAGAAACUGCAAUGGAUAUUCCUUGGAAAAAUGAAGUCCUGUCCUGGUUGCCAUGACUUGAGAUGUGCAGGUCAGGCUUGGUCCGAGAGCAGGUGCCACUUUGCUGAAGUCCGCUGUCCCAAUGAGCAAGGCAAGCAACACACAGAGACGCACCACCUACCUCAUUUCCCUCACUCUGGUGAAGGUUGAGGCCGUGCCAGAGGAUGUAGCAGGGAACCAGAGGGAGGCUCUUCCAGAGGGGGAAGGGAGUCCUAGGAAGGAGGAGGAGGUGAGCAAUGCCCCUGAAGAGGAUGAAGGACCUGCGUGUAUACCAGUGGGGAGAAUAGAAAACCCACCGGUGGCAGAAGAAGUGGAACAGGUGCAGUAUGUCAAGUAUGGCAGCUCCAUUGAGACCUGGGGGAAGCCUGAAAGGAGAGAAACUCAUGGUCCCCAAAAGGACUUGUGUGUGUCAGUGGGUAAAAGUAAAGACACUUCUUUCGUGCAUCCACCUGCAAGGCAAAUGGUCAAAGUGUACGGAGGGACGACCUCCGAGGGAGCUGUGCGCAGAGAGGGGCCUCGCUCAGACGCCAUGCGCCCUAAGACGGAGCUCUACAGAGAGCCCCCCGUGCUGUUCCUAAAGGGCGAAAAUGGAGCGGAGCUGAACAUUAGAUCACGAUGCAGCCUCCCUUUUUCCAUCCCGCCGCAAGUCAGCCAGCGUCCCGAAGUCCUGAUGAGGUCACACGCAGGAGGCAACCCUGCAUGCUGGAGGGAACUCCGGGAGGCCAAUGCAAGCCUGUAUCACUCUGCAAGGACUUUGGAUCGAAGGGAUAACCACUUUGGGGACCAGUCCCCCUCCAUGGCAGCUACAAGUCUGGGGCCUUACAGGGCGUCCUGGGCCGACAGCGACGGCAGAGGCACGCUCAUUCGCCCGGGAGCUCCCGUCAGCGGAGGAUUUUCCGGCAUAAUGACCAAGGACAGCCCUCAGGGGGAGAGAUUUAAGACGGUCUCGGUUUCCUUGCCUGCACCUCCUGCCACCGACACCUACAGGCCACAAAGAAAAGGUACAAGCCGUACCCUGGACAACAGCGACCUACAUAUGCUCUCAGAGGACCUGAAGAAAGGGAAGGAAGGCCAGCGCGCUCCUCCCCGUGACAGAAAGGUGCUCAAGUUCAUCAGUGGCAUUUUCACCAAAAGUACAGCAGUGCCAGCCAGCGUUGGCACCGCACCACCCGUCUAUCCGGCUGUGGAGAGGGGCUCCAGCGAGGACGAAGCCACAUGCACCAACAGUCAAGAAUGGACCAUGAGCCAAACUGUCCAAGAGCUUCACCUGGGUGUUUUGGGAGGUCUGUGCAGUGGGAAGUCUGCUCUGGUCCACAGACACUUGACCGGAAGUUACCUGCAGCUGGAGAACGCUGAGGGGCGACAAUACAUUAAGGACGUCCUUGUUGAUGGACAGAGCCACCUGUUGAUGAUCAGAGAGGAGACAGAACUCCCAAGUGCUCAGCUUACAACUUGGUUGGAUGCAGUUAUCUUGGUCUUCAGUUUGGAAAAUGAGGCCAGCUUCCAAGAAGUUUACAGAAUCUACCACCAACUGGCCACGCACCGUCCCGUUUCUGAGAUACCUUUUGUAGUAGUGGGUACUCAGGAUAAAAUCAGCAGCUCCAAUCCCAGAGUAAUCGAUGAUGCCAGGGCCAGACAGCUCUGCUCAGAUGUGCGUCGCUGCACAUAUUAUGAAACCUGUGCAACGUACGGGCUCAAUGUCAACCGAGUCUUCACUGACGCUGCUCAAAAGAUAAUGACUGCAAAGAAGCAAGCUGCUCUUGUGGCUUCCUGUAAAUCUCUCCCAAACUCUCCCAGUCAUUCUGGCGGCUCCACCCCGGUUUCGGGUGUCUUUCCGGGACAGGCCAGUAACGGUGGUCAGAGCAGUGAUUACUCUUCAUCACUUCCUUCUACUCCUGUGAUCAGUCAUAAAGAAAUCGGCAAAACAUUGAGAGGGGAAAAGCAAGACAGUGCCACGCCCGGGUCAGUCCGCAGUGCCACCCGGAGACGCACCUCCAGAUUUGCGGGUCGCAGAGGCAGUGACUCCAACAGAAGGAGUGCAGACUGUAUGGGAGAUCUGGGCAGUGGACGCUUCAUUCCCAUCAAACAGGGGAUCUUGCUAAAACGCAGCGGGCACUCGCUCAACAAAGAGUGGAAGAAGAAGUAUGUCACGCUCUCCAACGACGGCAUUCUGUCCUACCACUCCAGUGUCAACGACUACAUGCUGAAUGCACCGGGGAAGGAGAUGGACUUGCUGCGAGUGACGGUGAAGGUGCCAGGCAAGCGGCCACCUCGUGCUGUACCCGCCUACGGCCUUGCAGUCGGACUCAAUGGGCGCGUCAAAGAUGCGCCGGGACCCGAGGGGGUCAGCCCAGUCCCUGUGAGUGCAAGCAACCUCCUGCAAGUGGAGGAAAUGGAAGGGCUGGGUGGUGCACUGUUCCUGAGGGGCAACAGAGGUGUGCAGCGAUGUCCUUCGACUCUCUCUAACCACACUCAAAGUGUUGACUCUGCAGUUGAGGGCGUGUCUAGCUCAUCCUCCACCAAAGACUUAGGUUCCUCCUCGCCGCUGACGGACAGGAAGAAACAUCGCAGAAAGAAAAGCAUGAACCAGAAAGGAGAUGCAACCAUUGGCCAAGCAGAUGCCAAGCGCAAAAUGUGGAAACUUAAAAGCUUUGGUAGCUUAAGAAACGUAAGCAAGACAGAUGAGGAUAACUUUGACUUCCUCAUCGUGUCGAGCACUGGCCAGACGUGGCACUUUGAAGCCCAGAGUGCGGAGGAGAGGGACUCCUGGGUCCAAGCCGUAGAGAGCCAGAUCCUGGCCAGCCUGCAGCUGUGUGAGAGCAGCAAAAAUAAGGCCCGCAGGAACAGCCAGAGCGAGGCAGUGGUUUUGCAGGCAAUCCGCAACGCAAAGGGCAACAACUUCUGUGUUGACUGCAACGCUCCAAAUCCAACAUGGGCCAGUCUGAACCUGGGCGCUCUCAUAUGCAUCGAGUGUUCAGGGAUCCAUAGGAACUUGGGGACCCACCUGUCGCGGGUUCGCUCUCUAGACCUCGAUGAUCUGCCGCGAGAGCUGACGCUGGUUCUGAGUGCCAUCGGCAACCACAUGGUCAACAGCAUAUGGGAGGCUCGUACAUUGGGCAGCCGUAAGCCAGCACCUGAUGCUACACGUGAGGAACGGGAGUUGUGGAUCAGAGCCAAAUAUGAGCAGAAACUCUUUGUGGCGGCAUUGCCCCCUCCCUCUCCUGGCGAGGGCCCAGACAUCACACUAUCUGGCCGUCUUCUUUUGUCUGUGAUGGAGCACAACCUCCCGAAGAUGCUGCUCCUUUUGGCCCAUUGCACUAAGGAGGACAUUAAUGCCCCUCUCAGCCUGGCGCUCUCCUGCAGGUCACUCGUAGCGCUGCGUCUGCCUGGAUCUGCCCUGCACGCUGCCUGUCAGCAGGCGGAUGUGGUGAUGACGCAGCUUCUCGUUUGGUAUGGCUGUGACGUUGGGCUCCGGGAUGCUCAGGGGCGGACAGCUCUGGUUCUGGCUCGCGGCGCUGGCAGCCAGGAAUGCGUCGACAUCUUACUCCAGUACGGGUGCCCAAAUGAACCGGCCUCCUCCUUCUGCGUCGCCACGACAGUUGGUUUUGCAGCAGCUGCCACGCCGAGCUUCCCUGUUGCCAUGACGCCGAGCCUGACGGUUGCCACAACCCUCAAGAUUUCGCACAAGAGCGGCGGCGCCAGCUUGAGUUACAGCACCUCUAGAAGAGCAGUGUCGUAAUCUAAUGUGCUGUGGUAGAGGGUGCGUGUGUGUUUGUGUGGAAGACAGAACGUGUCACUUUGCCCUCAUACUGUCCCGCACCUUCUGCGGGACUGUUGUGGCCAGAUGUUGCACUCCUGAGGUUUUAAAAACGGUGUGUGUGUAUCAGGAAUGAAACCACACACUGUUGACUGCGCAGGUAACAACACUUUACGUCUCCCACGAUCUAACCAAAACAAAAAGAGAAACUGUCCAGACACUUUCUACUUAAGAGAAAAUAACAUGACAUUACAUCCAGACGCCUCUGCGUUUGGAACCAAUAGGAAUGUAUUGCACUGUAUACCAGCUGGUACGAUUCAUACGUCAUCAUGCAGUCAAUUCGAUUCUCCACUCCGGUAAGAAUCAGAGUUUACCUUUGGCCUCAAAAAAUGUAUCCGACUUUACACACUAAUGUAUUUAAAUACUAAAUGCAUCCACACAUCGCAACUUUAUGAACAACUAAUUUUAAAUUCAGAGUGCAUAUUCUGUUCAACACGGCCUCAUCCACUGCAUUAAUAAUGUAAUAAAACAGACUUCACAGUGGCUAAAAAAAAAGGCGCUGCUUUAAAGAAAUUCUAAAGAAUUGUAUAGAAAUGCAUUGAUAAAGAUAUAAUUCUGAAAGUUUGAAAGCUCCGUUUUAGAGAUUACUAUUGUACGAUCUGUACAGUUGGUUCUGUGUAUAAAACGGUCUCUUGUGGCUGUUUUCCUGUACAGCAUCUUGGUUUGGUUUUCCUUUAACAAGCAGUGGAUUAACUCUUUGCCAUCCAAGACUGAGAUUUCUAUGUUAUGUCAUUUGUAUCAAUGUGUGUGACAUUCAUUAUGACUCCCGCCGCAGCUCAUCAUCAGGGCCAGUGUAAUAUUAGAUGUGUAAAUGCCUUGAUUUUGAUUGAAUGUAUACAAAAACAAAGGGUUUGAGGUCAUUAUUUGUGUUUUCCAGGAUGAUACAGUUUUUGUGGACUGUCAGGGUGUUUUAUUUUUUAUUUAACUAAUAGUACUCCUGUUGUGACUAAUAGAAAGUAUGUUUUGAUAGAUUACAACUCUGCAAAGGUUCUGAUCUAUAAAACUGGGCCUUUGAAUGACUAUGAUUAUAUUUGUGAGCCGAUAAAAAUUAACAUGUAAUAGAGGAAUGUUGGCCAACCUAGUAUGUUAAAAAAGGCAUAAAAACCAACCCUCCUGCAGUACUGUAUGUAUUUUUGUGUUAAUCUGAAGACUCAGCUGAGUGUACAUGUCUUUGAUGUAAACAUCGCUCUCCAUUUGUAUUUUUUUACUCAUGCAAUGAUUCAUGGAGCAUUCACUAUAAUACACUCAGGCUACGGCCCAAGCUGUGGUGUUCUGUGCUAAGUUGUGAA